Molecule: messenger RNA, 394 nt
Organism: Notodromas monacha
Lineage: Eukaryota; Metazoa; Arthropoda; Ostracoda; Podocopida; Cyprididae
Source: the annotation of a GenBank genome assembly
GUCUGACGGAAAACUGCUGAAACCCGAUCGUCCUGCAUCAGCAGUGAAUGCGCAAAUGUUGCGAGCAGCUUUCGGGGACCCAAAUUUGGGCCCAAAUGGAGAAGUCUGGUCAACUUCUACGACUUAUAAAGAAUCAGAUUUGGUUUUCGGUGCCAUUUUGGUCGCAGAUUUAUUUCGCGAUUUGGUUUUCGGUGCCAUUUUGGUCGCAGAUUUAAGGGAAGCAUUCGUCCUUCCGUUCGGACAACAAGGAGCAGAUGUUCUCGGUGUAUUGCAGCGCGAUUAUUUUGCUUUCAGAGUAACUGAAUCCCUAGAAAGGACUGAUUUUCAGAUUCUGGCUGAAAGUGAUGGCAUCGCUUUAGAGCAAACUUCCAGCGCAAAUUUCUCGUACGUAUGG